UAUAUAAAGGAGGAUAGGACGUUGCGGUUUCCCCACUAUUAAAGAUAGCUAUAGGUAAUUAAGGGUGAAAGUGAGAGAGAAAGAGAUCAGACAUUAGUCCGUAUAAUUGGUUAUUGUGAGAGAUUUCAUGGAAGAACAUCUCAGUCCACUUGCUGUUACCCAUCUCCUUCAACACACACUCAGAAGCUUGUGCAUUCAUGAAAAUUCCCAAUGGGUUUAUGCGGUCUUCUGGAGGAUCUUGCCCAGAAACUACCCACCACCCAAGUGGGAAGGUCAAGGGGCUUAUGAUAGAUCAAGAGGAAACAGAAGGAACUGGAUAUUGGUCUGGGAAGAUGGUUUCUGCAAUUUUGCUUCUUCAUCAGCGCCUGAAAUCACCUCCGGUGAAUGCCCUGGUUCAUCUGUCUACGGGAACUGUGAAUUCCAGCACUACCAAGGACUGCAACCAGAGCUUUUCUUCAAGAUGUCACAUGAGAUCUAUAACUAUGGAGAAGGGUUGAUAGGAAAAGUUGCUGCAGAUCACAGUCACAAAUGGAUAUAUAAAGAACCAAAUGAACAAGAAAUCAACUUCUUGUCAGCGUGGCACAAUUCAGCAGACUCGCACCCAAGGACUUGGGAAGCCCAGUUCCAGUCUGGUAUAAAGACCAUAGCCCUCAUAGCCGUAAGAGAAGGUGUUGUUCAAUUGGGAGCCGUUCACAAGGUUAUUGAAGACUUGAGCUACGUGGUUCUUCUGAGGAAAAAGUUCAGCUACAUCGAGAGCAUCCCAGGCGUGUUGUUGCCACAUCCAUCAUCUUCCGCAUACCCUUACAAGGUGGAAGGGUACGGAUCAAUCCCCGAGCAAUGGCAAUAUUUCCAACGCAGUACACUCGCACCCCCACCACCUGAGUUAUAUGAUCACUUCAACCAGCAGCCCCUGAAAAUCACUCCAUCAAUGAGCAGCCUUGAGGCACUUCUCUCUAAGCUUCCCUCAGUCGUACCGCCAACGCAAACACAGCCAAAUCAGUCCAAUCAUCAUCAUCAUCAUCUUGUGCCAUCCCAUCAUCACCAAAGGCCCUUAGAGUUUCUGGGAAUGCAGAAAGCAGCAAAAGAAGAGAUUGAUGAUCAAGAGGUAUAUAGACCAGAGCUUGAUGUGGGUGAGAGCAGUAGCUCCAUACCAGAAGGAUACCACCAACCACCACCACCAGCAUUUCCAAGAUCAGAAUUUGACUAAUGAAGCCAAUCAUGGGUUUUGAGUAUAAUAUCAAUAAUAGUAGUAGUAAUAAAACCCAUAGAGGGCAUUAAUUAGCACCACAUAUGCAUAUGUUUCUAGACUAGUUUCAGGUGGGAAAAAUGAAGAUGAUCAGUCCCAAGUCCUAACACUGUUGUAGUGAGUUUGUUAGGUUCAGUAUUAUUAUUUAUUAUAAGGCUAGUCUUUUCUUUAAAGCUUUAAUAUAUGGCAAGCCAAGGACUUCCAAUCAAUGCAUGCAUGCACAUCCGGUGCUGAUCUGGUUUAUGGGAGUGUGAGAGAGAUAAGUGUGUGUGUGGGUGUGUGUGAAGCAACAAAAUGUAGUAAACCGUGGUUCAAAAAUCCAUGAACUUGUGCAACUUAAUUAAGGGAAAGGUAGUCCUUUGAACUGGAAAA
Molecule: messenger RNA, 1618 nt
Organism: Prosopis cineraria
Lineage: Eukaryota; Viridiplantae; Streptophyta; Magnoliopsida; Fabales; Fabaceae
Product: protein RICE SALT SENSITIVE 3-like
Exons: 7
Coding region: 128-1207 (359 amino acids)
Source: RefSeq, a predicted model, not a curated record